Molecule: messenger RNA, 1266 nt
Organism: Leptosia nina
Lineage: Eukaryota; Metazoa; Arthropoda; Insecta; Lepidoptera; Pieridae
Source: the annotation of a GenBank genome assembly
AUGACGUGCUACGAAACGUUGAGAGCUUCGGCACCCGCCGCGGACGCCCCCAUGGCGCACCACUUCGUCAAGUGGUGGCGCAAUAAGUUCAGGAAUGGAUAUAAAAAAUUUAGCAUCGGUACGGAGAGCGAGCGUACAGAUACUGAAGAAUUGGUCUGUCGUGCAGCUUCUCAAUGCUCUGCCCCACCAGACUUACUGCCCAGCGAAGCUAGAGCUCUCCUACAACCCACCACACCACCACCGGUGCCCUUGCGAUCAGACAACUACUCCAAGAGAGUAUCAUCGCCCGUACAAAAUGAAUGCAAUGAGAACAAACAGCCCCGGUUGCGCUUCGAGGAGCUGACGUGUGACGUGGAACUGCAGCAUCCAGAAUCGUCUAAGCAACAGCCUCUUCAAUUUUCAUUCACUCUCUACGACCUUGACGGGCACGGUCGAAUGACAAAAGAUGAUAUAGCUGGGAUAGUAUCCACAAUCUACGAGUCCAUAGGCAAGUCAGUCACAGUGCCGCACUACGGUUCCAAAACUAUUCAAGUAAGAUUAACAGUAGUACCCGAGAACGGCCAGUCUCGCAGUCAAAGGGAGAAGGUCAGGAGAAGAAGACGAAGGGAACAAGCCUCGUCUGCACAGAAUUCGCCGCAUGCGCACGCAGACAAUAGUGAAAACGAACAACAAGAAAGAUUAUCGCACGACGAUGACGCUUCGUCAAAAUCAUCGUGCUCCGUGGAACAGAAGCCCCCACCACAAAAACCUCCACCGAUUUUACGGCAGAGACCGCAACGCCACCCGCGUAGAGAACACCGUGAGCGGAAAAAAACAAAGAAACGUUCGGGAAGUUUACAGAGGCGUGAACUGUUGGAGAUCAUUCAGGCUAACAUGGAGAAGAAUCAUCUGAGUUUUCAAGCUUCAAGAAAACCCAGCGAACAUGUUACCAUUGAAGAGGAAGUCGUAAACAAGUACUCCAAGAUAAGAAAUCGGUCCCACACCGUCAAUGAGAAGCCUAACUACCACAAAACAAAGACGGAGUCCUCCGGCAACGGAUACUUAGACUUGGCCAGCGGUGGUGAUUCGAAUCUAUGUAGAUACGAUAGGUACUUACACGCUGUCAUAUGCUCCUCGGCCAAACAUGCGAACAGUGGUUAUCAUCAGAAACAGAGCACUCCAUCACGUUACGCCCGUGCUUCACACCCACCUAACCCUCGAUCCCGUUCCCAUGACCUUGCCUCACAGUCACAACAGCCGAGGGUCCUUCAAAUUAUAUUUUUAUAG